Staurois parvus is the source of this 486-nucleotide messenger RNA. The record is from the annotation of a GenBank genome assembly. NCBI's taxonomy places the organism in Eukaryota, Metazoa, Chordata, Amphibia, Anura, Ranidae.
AUGGCUUCCCCACGUACAAUCACCAUUGUCUCCCUUUCAGUGGCUCUCGGCCUAUUCUUCGUUUUCAUGGGAACGACUAAACUGACCCCCAGGCUCAGUAAGGAUGCCUACAAUGAGAUGAGGAGGGCAUAUAAAAGUUAUAUGAAGGCUCUACCAGGACUCAAGAAGCUUGGCCUCUCCUCCGUGAUUAUGCGAAAGACCAUUGGAUCCUUAGAGCUUGCUUGUGGAAUUGUCCUCACGUUGGUUCCUGGGCGACCGAGAGACGUGGCCAACUUCAUCCUUCUGCUUUUGGUACUUAUCGUCUUGUUUUUCCACCAGCUUGUUGGAGAUCCUCUAAAACGUUACGCACAUGCACUGGUCUUCGGCAUUCUUCUCACCUGCCGUUUGCUUGUAACGCGUCAGCCAGAAGAGGAACCUCAUGAAAGAAAAGCAUUGCAUAGAGGCAAUGGUGCUAAUUCUCAAGACAGCAAAAUGAAGGUGUCUUAA